AACCCCUUCUUCAACUCCCAACGCCAAAGACAUUAACCCAAAAUGUCAAUAGCCUCCUCUCUGGAAUCUCUGAAAUUGUCAUCACCAUUUCUCCAUGACGGCUCAACCUCCCUUUCUCGUCUCUCAAAGCCCAAUUCUUCCCUUCCUUGCCAGCCACUGAAAUCCCCGGCUUUUCUACCUCCAAUCAGGGCAAUGAAAUCCUUGCAAGGCAAGGUCGUUUGUGCUACAAAUGAUAAGACUGUGUCGGUGGAGGUGGUGCGCUUAGCCUCGCAUCCUAAGUACAAGAGGCGUGUGAGGAAGAAGAAGAAGUUCCAGGCUCAUGACCCUGAUAACCAGUUCCAAGUCGGUGACAUUGUGCAGCUGGAAAAGAGCAGGCCUAUUAGCAAGACCAAGACUUUCUUUGCUGUGCCCAUACCAAGCAAGAAUGGGAAGCCCGGGAAUGAAGAGACAGGGGAGCUUGGGAUCCCGUUGGAGUCAAACCAGCCUCGAGAGCAGCAGGCUUAGUGUUAAACUCCUUGGGAUGUGGCCCUUUUGGUGCGGUAAAUUUGUAAUCUUUUACAAUUGUGCUUGUGUCAAUGUAACAAUUGUCGUUUCCAAUUGAUAUGGAUUGUUUAUUGGGUUUGUGAUGAUAUUGGUGCUUCAACUUUGAUGGGCUUCUUUGUUAGUUAGUAAAUAAGUUAGUGAUCAAGCAAGGUUGGGAGGCUGUUUGAGUCUGGACGCAAAGGAACUUGAUUUAGGCAAGAAAAUUCUGGGUACUAUUGGAUUGGGUUAUGAGCAUUUCUAAUUCACAAUCUUUAAUAUCUAAAUUCAUAUUUUCAAA
This is a messenger RNA of Gossypium arboreum, 820 nucleotides long. RefSeq names its product 30S ribosomal protein S17, chloroplastic-like. Gene Ontology annotation, molecular function: structural constituent of ribosome. Gene Ontology annotation, biological process: translation. The record is from RefSeq and is a predicted model, not a curated record. The transcript has a single exon. Gene Ontology annotation, cellular component: ribosome. Bases 43 to 504 code for a protein of 153 amino acids. NCBI's taxonomy places the organism in Eukaryota, Viridiplantae, Streptophyta, Magnoliopsida, Malvales, Malvaceae.